Molecule: messenger RNA, 930 nt
Organism: Glossina fuscipes
Lineage: Eukaryota; Metazoa; Arthropoda; Insecta; Diptera; Glossinidae
Product: G2/mitotic-specific cyclin-B-like
Exons: 4
Coding region: 1-930 (309 amino acids)
Biological process (GO): mitotic cell cycle phase transition; regulation of cyclin-dependent protein serine/threonine kinase activity
Cellular component (GO): cyclin-dependent protein kinase holoenzyme complex; cytoplasm; nucleus
Molecular function (GO): cyclin-dependent protein serine/threonine kinase regulator activity
Source: RefSeq, a predicted model, not a curated record
AUGAAAUUGGGUGAAAUUAGUGAAAAUGAUACCUAUCAAGAAUUACUGAAUAAACGGGGAGAUUUUUCCGAUUUUUUUCUACAACACAUACAAGACGGCAGUGAGGAGGUUGAAAAUUUGGAUUAUGUUAUAAUACAUUUGGAGGGUAACUUACAGUCGGAAGAGUUAAAGGAACAGAAAUUUGUAUCAGUUGUCACGAAAAAUCCAUUAGCUAUUUAUACAUCCGCUGCAGUUGCUCAGCGUAAAAUGAUAACACGCUCCAAUUCAUUGCGCUUAGCAAGUACUAACGUAAUUAGCGGAACGGAAUUAAAGUUGUCGGUUUGCAGCGUCAUCAAUCGGCUGAUGCUUCUACGGGAGCCGAGAAAGCAAAGAAAAACAAAAGGUAAAGUCCAUUUGAACAUAAAUAUACAUCCUAUUUUGGUAAAGCAGAAGUGCUUAGAAACAGUGGACAAGGAAAACAUUAAAGACUCAAAAUCUUAUUCGUCUGAAUUAUUAGACGGCGUAAACGAUAUUGAUGAGGAUGACAGUGAAAAUUUGCUCUUAGCGUCUGAAUACGUCAAUGAUAUUUACGAUUAUCUGUUCCAAUUGGAAUUCGAACAACCAAUUGUUAAAAAUCAUUUGGAAGGGCAUGUGGGGGUUAAUGUCAAUAUGCGUCCCGUAUUAAUAGAUGAGAUCAAUGAGGUCCAUUUACAGUUCCGUUUAAUUCCUGAAACUUUCCAAAUGGUUGUCGCAAUAAUAGAACGCUGCUUACAAGCGGUUACAGGUACGAAACGUUCACAAUUGCAAUUAGUUGGUGUAACUGGCUUGUUUGUAGCGGUUAAAUAUGAAGAAUUAUUUCCUCCCCCAAUAGCAAAUUUCGUUUACAUUACCCAUGAGUCUUACACUGACUCUCAGAUACGAAAGAUGGAGUUGAAAAUGAUUGAAACGUAA